Molecule: messenger RNA, 3693 nt
Organism: Lepus europaeus (European hare)
Lineage: Eukaryota; Metazoa; Chordata; Mammalia; Lagomorpha; Leporidae
Gene: CRACR2A
Product: calcium release activated channel regulator 2A
Exons: 18
Coding region: 118-2295 (725 amino acids)
Molecular function (GO): GTP binding; calcium ion binding; GTPase activity
Source: RefSeq, a predicted model, not a curated record
UCAGCGGAGUAGUUCUGGAGGGUAUGUCUGCAUUCGCCCGAGGAGCGUGCUUCCUGCAGUCCAUCCAACCUCCAGCCAUUCCGGCUUCUGAAAAGACGUAGAAAUAGACGAGACUGCAUGGCUGCUGCCAAUGGGAAGACAGUCUCCAGACCCCAGAGCCCCGGCCAGGGGCCAAAGGGGAACGAGGCCUGCAUGGAUCCCCCAGACAACCUGGAGCAGAAGGAGACCCUGGAGCAGAUGCCAGGCCAGCUGGCCAUGCUGAGGAAGGCCCAGGAAUUCUUCCAGACAUGCGAUGCUGAGGGCAAGGGCUUCAUCGCCAGGAGGGAUAUGCAGAGGCUCCAUCAGGAGUUGCCACUUAGCCUGGAGGACCUGGAGGAUGUAUUUGACGCCCUGGAUGCUGAUGGCAAUGGCUUUCUGACCCCAGAGGAGUUCACGACCGGAUUUAGUCACUUCUUCUUCAGCCAGAAUAACCCAAGCCAGGAGGACGCAAGCGAGCAGCUGGCUCAGUCCCCCAAAGAGCAGGUGUAUCAGUCCAGAGGAGCAGAGGACCAGGGAGAGAUGGACGAGGAAGCCCAGUUCCGGAUGCUGAUGGACAAACUGGGAGCCCAACAGGUUCUGGAAGACGAGAGCGACGUGAAGCAGCUCUGGCUGCAGCUGAAAAAGGAAGAGCCCCACUUGCUGUCCAGCUUCGAGGAUUUCCUGAGCAGCAUCUUCUCCCAGCUCCAAGAAGCCCAUGAAGAGAAGAACGAACUGGAGUGCAUCCUCCAAAAGAAGAUUGCCGCCUAUGACGAAGAAAUCCAGCACCUGUAUGAGGAGAUGGAGCAACAGAUCCGGAGCGAGAAGGAGCAGUUUCUGCUGAAGGACACGGAGAGGUUUCAGGCCCGCAGUCAAGAGCUGGAGCAGAAGCUGUUCUGUAAGGAGCAGGAGCUGGAGCAACUCAUCCAGAAACAGAAACGGCUAGAAGGCCAGUGUGCAGCUCUGCACAAUGACAAGCACGAGACCACGGCUGAGAACACCAAGCUGAAACUCAGCAACCAGGAGCUGGCCCGGGAGCUGGAGCGGACCUCGCAGGAGUUGGCGGACGCGCAGCAGCAGCUGGAGAGCCUCCAGCGGGAGGCCUGGCAGCUCCAGCAGGAGAAGGAGAUGGAAGUGUACCGCGUGACCGAGAGUCUGCAGCGGGAGAAGUCCGGGCUCCUGAAGCAGCUGGAUUUCCUAAGGGAAAGAAAUAAGCACCUGCGAGAUGAACGGGACAUACGUUUCCAGAAAGAUAAGGCAGCCAAGGCAAACACAGCUGCUUCCAAGGCAAGCUGGAAACAGAGAUCCGGCUCUGUGAUAGGCAAAUACAUGGACUGCAAAGGCGCUCUCCGAAGCAGCCAGUCAGAGGAGGAGGACGACGUGUUUGGCAUCCCCAGGAGAAGAAGCUCUCUGGGGCUGAGCGUGUAUCCCCUUACGGAAGAGGAGCCUGGACUGGGGGAGCUGGGGACUGGGCGUGCCCGGCGGCUCCGCAGAAUCAUCUCCAUUGAAGAAGACCCCGUGCCGCAGCUCCUGCAGGCGGGCUUUGAGCAGCCCCUAUGCCAGUGCCCAGAAGAAGAGGAAGGCUCUCACCAGGGAGUGGACGGCGGGACCCAGCAGGCCUCCCCCUUGGAGGUCACCCCCAUGUCUCCCCGAGGGCAGCCUGUGGGGAAAGAAGCCCUCUUCAAGGAGGAGCGCCGCCCAUCCACGCCAGACCGGCUCUUCAAGAUUGUGUUCGUGGGCAACUCCGCCGUGGGCAAGACGUCUUUCCUGAGGAGGUUCUGUGAGGACUGCUUCUCCCCAGGCAUGGUGGCCACCGUAGGCAUCGAUUACCGCGUGAAGACCGUGACUGUGGACAAUGCGCAGGUGGCCCUGCAGCUGUGGGACACGGCUGGGCAGGAGAGGUACCGCUGCAUCACCCAGCAGUUCUUCAGAAAAGCCGACGGGGUCAUCAUCAUGUACGACCUCACGGCCAAGCAGUCCUUCCUGUCGGUGCGACAGUGGCUGAGCAACGUGGAGGACGCCGUGGGAGACCGCGUGCCUGUGCUGCUGCUAGGCAAUAAACUUGACAAUGAGAAGGAGCGGGAAGUCCCCCGAGGCCUUGGAGAACAGCUUGCCAAGGAGAACAAUCUCAUCUUCUAUGAAUGCAGUGCCUAUUCCGGUCACAACGCCAAGGAGUCCUUGCUGCACCUAGCCAGGGUCCUCAAGGAGCAGGAAGACACAGCGAGGGAGGACACGAUCCAGGUUGGCCGCCCAGCCAAGAAGAAGUCCUGCUGUGGCUGAGAGGAGGCCCCCGCCCGAGGACAGCUCCCACCCCGAUCCUGCCAGGCUGCCACCUACCGAGGCCCAUCUGACCUCUGUGCUUGUCAGCCACUUGCCCUUAUGCAAGCACAGGGAGCCACCCCCCCGGGAGAGCUGCUCUUGGAGCAUCGUGGCGUCUUCUCUCCCUUCUCUCUCUAGACCCGAUGCCCAAGCCAUGUAUUUAUUUAUUUUUUCCCACCAGCUUGGUUUCCUGGGAGAGAGAAACAGAUGGGCUUUUCCAGAAAAGCCACCACGUGCCUUCUCCACCUCCCUUUCCCUCCCCCUUGCCCUCGGGAGCCCCAGCCCUGCAGUUGCCAUGGAAACUGUUCAGGGAAGACUUGCUGCUUCCUGCAGGCCAAAGAUAGCCCUGUUGGGCGAUGCCCAGAGGCCGGAGGGAGCCACUGGUGCAUGCUUCACGGGCGUCGACAUACCUCAGUUGUUGAGAGAAGCAAACAGGGCACCCAAUUCUUUCUGCUCCUGCUUCCACCCCGGGGUCUCUGCUCCUUCCCUAAUCCCAAGCUUCAGCACCCAGCUCUCUCUGAGACCACCACACGUGCCAUGAUUACCCCCUUGGUGUCUGUGUCCCGGUGCUUUACAAAGAACCUACAGCCUCCUCCCCACCCCCCACCCCCACACAACCCUGACCCAGGACGGACUAGGGGUGACAAAUUCACCCCUGGGUUCAAGCACUAGGCUUGUUGCCUACUUAACUCUGCAAAAGAAGCCAUGCACUGCCCAACGGAGCCUCCCAUCCUGGAAGACAGCAACCAGGCCCACAUAGCCGUGGAAAAGCCAUUGUGUGACUGCUUCUCAAAAUAGCACUUUGAAAAAUCAUGCACGGUGAUUAACAGGGUAGACUGACACCCAGGCAGGAGGCCCAACACCAGGUCCCUAGUUACCAACCUCAUUUGAUUUUAUUCUACUUUAUUCCGGAAGGCUGUUUAAAAAAAAAAAUGAAAACAACGUGACUGUGAUGAUCUUGUGCUGGUGCUGAGGCCCCCGUGGGCUCCUUCAGCUGGGUGCUGGUGGGCUCGCAGCCCCUGGUGGCUGGCUGGCUGUCAGGCAUGGCUGGCUGGCUGUCAGGGGUGCUGGCCUCGGGUUGGGGGUUACAGAUUGUGUUGAAGAGAUAUUUCCUUGUGUACCAUUUGAAGUCUCAUAUUUACUAUAUAUUUCUAACUUUUUCCCUUGGUAGCUGCUCUGUGGAUUACCAUUAAUCUCUCAAUUUGUAACCAUCCAGAUUGGUAAUAAUUUAUUUUCAAUGUAUACAAUAAUGCUGCUCCUAGAAGUUUCUUCCUUACUUCCAUUGUCAUCACAAAUUACAUAUUCAUACAUUUUGUGCAUCAGUAUAGAAUUUUAAUUACUGCUUUUUGCAGUUGUCCU